AUGUGGCAAAGCUUUACAAUCCUCGUUGGAGCAUUGGGAGGUAUUACAAGAGCACAGACGCCCACAAGGGAUGGUCUCGUGCUAUGCCCUCUUAAAGGACAACAAUUUCCCGUGCCCAGCGGAUUAGCACAGGAGACCGUGUGGCAAGAAACAGCAAAAUCCCUCAGAGAUACUCUGGAGGCGAAUAUMACCCAAACUCCAUACAACGCGACCACAUUUUCUGUUGGGAUUUUCAGCACGACCGACGCAGGUCUUCUGUUUGAAUACCACCACGGUGACCAGACCGUCGUCACCAGCAAGCUUGGAGCCAACAAAGUCGACGCGGAUUCAAUUUAUCGAAUUGCCAGUCUCUCCAAGAUCUUGACCAUAUACCUAUGGCUCAUACGAGAUGGCGACAGGCGUCUCAGCGACCCUAUCAUCGAACAUAUUCCGCAACUUGCUACCUUUGAUGUUUCGCAAGUGGACUACCCUCUGCCUGACUGGAGUGAAAUUACUGUUGGCGAUUUGAUGAGCUUCCUAGCAGGUGCUGGAAGAGACUAUGGGCUGAACGAUCUGGCCAUUUCAGGUUCUGUAACCGGCGGACUCCCGGAGCUGGCGGCUCAGAAUCUCAUGAAUGAUACAACAUCGCGGCAGCGACCCACAUGUGGGUUUGUGGAAGCUGGGCUAUACUUGGAGUGUAAUCAAGAUGAGUACAUCAGAGCCCUUUCGCAGCUUGGUGCGAGCUUUCCAUCCUCGACGACUCCGCUGUACUCCAAUGCCAACUGGGCAAUCCUGGGUCUUGCGCUGUCCAAUCUACUUGAGUCACCCAUGGAGCAUAUAUUUAACACCUCCCUAGUGAAUCCACUCAAUCUCACAGGAACGACCUACUCGACCCCAAAACAUGUAACUCGCCAUUCUGUGGUCCCGGACGGCAACACUUCAUACUGUAGAUGGGACGACGAACUGGGACCAAUAGCUCCCGCAGCCGGUGCCUACUCAACCACCAAUGAUCUCGCAGCCAUCGGAAAAGCGAUUCUGAACAGCACUCUGGUCUCAAAAUCUAUUACCCGUCGCUGGUUCGCYGCUACGAGUUUCGUCGACAAGAUCGACCAAGCCGUAGGUCGAGGCUGGGAGAUUUUCCGCCUGAAGAGCGGUGGUCAUACCGUUGACUUGUAUACCAAAGGUGGCAACUGGGGAAGCUACAGUUCCGUUUUUGCAGUAAUCCCGGAUUACAACGUUGGCUUCUCCCUGCUCUCGGUAUCCACGAAAGCCUAUGGCAAGUUCACCGAUGACUUCCCAAAUGUUCUUGCUCCUAUACUUCUGGACGCGGUCGAGAAGAUUGGUCGGGAACAGGCAAAUCACAAUUUUGUCGGACAGUACCAUUCUCAGUCAUCGAAUACUUCUGUGAGAGUUGAGAUGGAUGAUUUGCCGGGGUUGAAACUUACAGAGUACAUCUACAAGGGCACGGAUAUGGGUGUUGUGUUUGGUGAUUUGAACAAGGAGGUGGACUUUCGUCUGAUUCCCAAUCAUUUAGCCAAGGGUAAGGGACAAUUUGGGUUCACGGGAGUAUAUGCACGACCUCAGCCGCCGCUUGCCAAUGGGUCCUUUUAUUUCCCUUGUCAAAGCUGGCUGGAUAUCGACGACUUCACAUACGAUAGUGUACCGCUGGGCAACUUCAUGUUUGAGGUCGAUGAGAAUGGAAGAGCAGGCUCGGUGCAGUUGAAGGCGUUCAAGGAGAAGUUGGAGAGGAAGUUGGGCAUACGGGAUAAGAACAUGGCAUGA
Molecule: messenger RNA, 1761 nt
Organism: Ramularia collo-cygni
Lineage: Eukaryota; Fungi; Ascomycota; Dothideomycetes; Mycosphaerellales; Mycosphaerellaceae
Exons: 3
Coding region: 1-1761 (586 amino acids)
Source: RefSeq, a predicted model, not a curated record